CAUCUAUAGAGUUACAAUUUCAUUCCAGGGACUGUGGUGUGCGAAAAAUGGCCAUCGCCACUCUUCUAUCCUUCUCAGUUGGCCGUCACACCUUCUCUCCCAAAACCCACCUGCCGUCUGCUACAUCUUCUCUCAAACACUCUUGCAUGCUCACUCUCUUCAACACUAAGAAGAAACCCAGAUCCUCUAAUGGAUACAGGAGGCCUAUCUCGGCCCAAUCCAAUGGCGACAACUCCGCUGAUGGCCAGGAUCGCAUAAUCUCUGCAGUCUGCUACUUCUACCCGUUCUUUGAUGGAAUCCAAUACGGGAAGUAUGUGAUUACCCAGUUUUCUCCCAUUCAGGUCCUCAUACAACCUUUGUUUCCUGCAAUUCGAGUCUUCAAGAGCUUCCCCUUUAAUGGGUUUUUGGUGUUUUUGACACUUUACUUUGUGGUGGUGAGAAACCCCAGCUUUAGUAGAUAUGUUAGGUUUAAUACCAUGCAAGCUAUAGUGCUUGAUGUGCUGUUGAUCUUCCCCGAUCUUUUGGAAAGGAGCUUUAAUCCAAGAGAGGGUUUUGGGUUGGAUUUGCUGAUGAGCUUGGACAGUACUGUGUUCUUGUAUCUACUGGUGUGUUUGAUUUAUGGGUCGACUUCUUGCUUGUUGGGUCAGCUUCCGAGGCUACCCAUUGUGGCAGAAGCCGCUGAGAGGCAAGUCCCGUGAACUCCCAUUUUAUUUGUUUCUCAUUUCAGCUCGAAUCAAAUUUUAUAGAUUUCUAUUCUACAAGACAACAACAUCCAACAGGGGGAAAGUUAUAAAUUCUUGUUGUAUGCUGAUAUAGUGGAAAUCUCAGGAAUUGGGUUACUUUUUUUCUCUUCCCUUCCCCCUCCCCACCCUGGUUCUGUUAUCAGAAAAAUAGAGAUUGUUACUCUUAAUCUUGAUUUCUGUAUUUAAGAGCAUGUAAGUUCAGCAAAUGAGGUUCUUUUCUGUAUUAAGUAUUUCAUUUCGGCUGAUUCAAAAAGUUUCAUCAUAGAUUCUUUGAACUAGUUAUCUAUCUCCAUGUUUGUUUCAGCA
This is a messenger RNA of Macadamia integrifolia, 1049 nucleotides long. RefSeq names its product protein TIC 20-v, chloroplastic. The coding region runs from base 48 to 698 and encodes 216 amino acids. Lineage: Eukaryota; Viridiplantae; Streptophyta; Magnoliopsida; Proteales; Proteaceae. The record is from RefSeq and is a predicted model, not a curated record. The transcript has a single exon.